Molecule: messenger RNA, 3897 nt
Organism: Trichoderma citrinoviride
Lineage: Eukaryota; Fungi; Ascomycota; Sordariomycetes; Hypocreales; Hypocreaceae
Exons: 4
Coding region: 1-3897 (1298 amino acids)
Source: RefSeq, a predicted model, not a curated record
AUGUCCCACUCCGGCGGCCGGCUCACAGACUCGGGGGAGCUGCCGCACCUGGGCGCGUAUCACCAAAUCGUGUCCACGAGGAGGAAGCCCGUCCCCGUCCCGGCGCGAGCGGGGCCAUAUCACCAAGGAAUUGAUGUCGAAGAGGAAGAGUAUCCAUCAGUACCAAGGCUCUACGAGUCUCACGAAGGCGGGGUUGCAGACAGCGCAGAUUCUGGCCACCGCUCAAAGACACCUCCCAAAUGGCCGCGAAACUCCCAUCCAGCUCUAUGGGCGCCGAUAUGGCUCAGUCGAGUAGCUCUCGUAGCCUUUGCCAGCACGUUUCUGCUGAUGCUGCUGGCCACCGCCCUGCUUUACCACUUUUCCGAGGAGAACAGCGGACUUAGCGUUCAGGAGGAGGCAAACCACUACGCCUGGAAAUAUGGCCCUACCGCAGUUCUUGUCGUUGUUGGGGCCCUCUGGCGGCAGGUAGACUUUGCAAACAAGAUCCUGAUGCCCUGGGAAGAGCUGAGAACCGGGCCUUCGUCGGCAGACAAGACCUUGCUCCUCGACUACAUCUCUCCCUUGCUGCCCACGGUCUUCUCAACCGGUUUGCUCAUCCUAGAGCCAACUCAGAUGGCGAAGAGCAACCAAAAGUUCCAGCUCUCGUCAAAGUUCCAGCUGAAUCAAUCUGUCGAUCCCACAUUUGCCUGGGCAGUCGGUCCUGGUCCCGCGCAGACUUACUAUGGAAUAAACUUCUAUGGACUGCGGUAUCCUCCCGGCACGGCAGAGGACUUCAUCGUACCUGACUUCAAAGUCCCCUCAAUGGCGGCCAGCAAUAUUGAAUACUCGAUGAGUACCGACGGCGCCAAAGUCGGCUAUGACUGCGAACUGCUCCCCAUCACCAACGGCACGAAAGCUUACAUGCCCUGGCGAAGCAUCCUCGCGUCUUACAUUGUUGCCAACGUCACCACCAAGGACUGCGACAUCAAAGGAGUCACUCUAGCUGCUGGACCUGACCAUUACUUUUAUCAUGAUAAGAACGCGACGCAGAACUACCAGGCUCAGUUCGUCGUCUACCCCUGCAACUUCGACUUCGAUUUCAGCAGACAGUACAUACAGCAAGGCAAUCUUUCGAUGGAUAUGAAGGUAUACAACACUAGCCGAGAUCUACGACUUUUCAUGUCCGUGGUUGAUCUUCGUAUUUCACCCUGGAAUGCUUCCUCCAGCGGUCCCCGGUACAUGUACCUCCAUAAUGUCACAGCUGCUCUGUGCAAGCCAUCCUACGAGCUCGGCCGCUUCGAGGUGGGUGUCCCAAAUGCCGACAACGGCUCUGCUCGUGCUCUCUUCUCAGCAUCAGCAAAGCAAAGUGCUCUCAAACAGUUUCCCCACGGGUCCCUGACCAUGGCCGUCGAUACCACAGUCGGCAACUGGAUUCUGGGCAACGGAGGAGUCGACUAUGUCCUGACAGCAACCGUGCCGACAUUUUUCCAACUUAUGUCGAAGAAGGCUGGCGUAGAAUCCAUCAGGAGCUUCAUGGAUCCAGAGCUUCUCAUAAAGACUGGAACUGAUGUAUUCAAGGGAAUCGCAGCUCAAGUGUUGCACUCAAUCAUCGUCCAGCCGGCCAAUCGAACGACCAUGGGAAGCAUUAGGUAUGAGGAGCAGAGGCUGCGUGUCAAGGCUCUUUCCACCGGCUUCAUGUGCAGCUUCCUUGGUCUUCUGGUCCUGAUUUCUGUGGCAAUGAUAUUCACUAGGCCUGGCUUUGCGGCUCCAGAUCGACCAGGAGCAGCGCUCUCGAUGGCUACUCUGCUAGCCUCUAGCCCCCCUCUCAACGAAAUCCUGUCAUAUAUGGGGUCUCUGAGCAACGAAAAGCUACAACAGAACCUCGGUGCAUACUAUUUCAGAACAGCUAACGCUUCCGAUCCCGGUACGGGCGUCUCGAUCGAGCCAGUCCAACGAAACGAAGCUCAGACCGUGAGCCAUCCCACCGGACAAGCACAAAGCCAAGUGCCGUCAUGGAAGCCAAUGGCAAGCACCACUUGGUUUCUUGUUCUUGCAAUAUGUCUGCCACUCGCCAUGAUUGCGUCUCUAGAAGUUGUUCAGCAUUUCUCAGACGUAGGGGAAGGUUUUGUGAGCAUUAACCACUCGAGCUCUAUUGUGCUCGCGACGUAUAUCCCGUCAGCGGUUGCUCUUGGAGUGGCUAGUCUCUAUGCUGCAAUGCAGAUGAUGGCCGCAACCUUUGCGCCGUUUGCGCCUCUGAAGCGUGGGAAAGCCGGUGCGGAGACGACAAUCUCGCUCAGCCUUGUUGGCCAGCUGUUUCCUCGAGCCUUCUAUCUAUCUCUAAGAUCGAAGAACUUCGCAGUGGCCUUUGCCCUAUUCGGCACCUUUCUCGGGAGUUUCCUGUCCAUCAUAGUGUCAGGUCUCUACAGCAGCAUCAGCGUCCCCAUCGUCAAGAACAUGACGCUCUACCAAAGCGACCGAUUCAACUUUGACGAUGCGAAUAUCUCCCUGGACGAUAACGAGGCGGCCGCCAUUGACAACUUGAUUGAGUACUUGGGACUGAAUAGCACAAGAUGGAUAUCGGACGAUCUCGUUUUCAACACAUUCAACCAGGACGCCGUCAUCUCAACCAACUCAAGUGAGAACGUGCCGCUGCAGGUCAACAUACCUGCGGUGCGGGCGUCGCUGAACUGCACCUCAAUACCCAACGAAGGUCGGCAAGUGACAAUCUUCAAUCAGGAAGCCUCUUCGGCAAUUGAGUUUGUCCUGCCAGGACAAAGCGAGAUCGUGACUCCUCAACCAGGCUAUGUUUGGGUUGGCGUGAACACGACAAUGAGACCUGCUGACUGGUGCGAGGCUGUUCCCCAGGGCAUGCAGAGGGAGGAACCGUGGAUGCAGUACUUUCUUCUUCCCAACGACACCAGCAUGGCGUAUGUCGGCAAAGGCUCGAUUAUGACAUGGAGUGGCGGCAUUGUAGGUGGCGAUGGGGCGCUGAGCACCAAUCCCUCCGAGGGAAUCUUGGGCGACGCAAUCACGGAGACGGACAAUGGGUGUCCGACGUUCACCGUCACGUUGGGCCGCAUGAGGUUGAAGAAGUCGGGCAAAGGCUCCAAGGCCAAGAUUUCGGGAUUCGAGCAAGACCUCGCCACCAUUGUGUGUUAUCAGAACAUUGAGCAGGUCAUGGCCAAUGUCACAUGGCAGCUCCCUCAAUUCAGUCUCGAUCCCGCCCAGCCCCCAGAGACAGACGAGCGCACAGCGAAAUUCUUAAGGUCGAAACGCGGCAGCGAGAGAUUUCCAUUUCUGCCAAACGCCUGGCUGAAUGGCUUGACCAAUCCGCUGUUUAACCAGACGGUUGCUGGCCCGAACAACUCUGACCCGGCGCAUAAUCACAUAGACAACUUCAUCGAAGCUCUAGUCUUCUCCAAAGGGGGCAGGCCGGUGACUGAGCUUGCCGGCGCCAAGAAUGUCGCGAACCUCAAGAAUGCUACCCAGCAGCUGUACGGGGUGUACAUGGCCCAGGCCAUAUCCCUCAACAUGCGCGACAACAGCACGGAUGGCGACGGCGCCUCUCUGCCUACAUACGAAGGCGUUGUGACCACGUCUGGCCAUCAGCGGCUGCAGCAGAAUCGCGGGCCCAAGAUCGCGCUCCAGGUUGUUCUAGCCGUCAUGGUCGCGUGUGGCAUUGCCACGAGGUUGCUUCUCCCGGUGCGAGAUGUUCUGCCUCAUGACCCUUGCUCGAUUGCCGGGACAGCCACUUUGAUGGCAGGCGGAGAAUUGGUGGCUCGACUGGCCUCGUCCAUGGCUGAGUGGGAUGGGCAGACGAGUGCGGAAGUCCUGCUUGCGAAUGGGCUGUUUAGCUUGAAGUGGUGGCGAGAUGAGAAGGGCAUGGAGCGAUAUGGCAUUGAUUUGGAGCCAUCAUGA